AUGCUUCCCUCAAUGAUCCACUCCGUCUUUCCCUCCCUGCUCUCACGAAAACGCAUGCGAGAUGCUGUGCGAACCUACGACCGCUCCCUGGACGAUCUGUUGCGAGAAGUCCAGCGCCUCCUCGAGGCUCCACUCGAACCUGCACAGCUUCUGCAAAUGUCCGGCAAGCUGCAGGACCAAUUCGCUCCAAAGCUCAAGGACAGCGACAUCUGCAUGCUACCUUCUUACAACGACAAGCUACCUACCGGCCUCGAGCGCGGUACCUACCUUGCCUUGGAUGUUGGUGGUUCCACCUUCCGCGUUGCCAUUGUCGAGUUGAAUGGCAACCAACCCGGUGCCAAGAGUAUGCGCAUCGUGAACAUGAAGAGUUACAAGAUCGAUAACUCGGUUCGAUACCUUCGAGGCACCGCCUUCUUCGACUGGAUGGCCGAGAGAAUUGAGACGGCCAUCAACGAUCCCCAAGUCAAAGGUAUCAAUGAUACAAAGGUCUUUGGCAUGGGGUUGGCCUGGUCUUUCCCCAUCGAGCAAACCUCGAUCCACAGCGGAAACAUCUUGCCCAUGGGUAAAGGUUUCCUCGCGACAGAGGGAACCUUGGGACAAGACCUGAGUGAGCUUGUCAUGGCUCCAUGCAGAAAAAGGAACCUUCCUGUUCGUAUGGAGUCCAUCGUCAACGAUUCCUCUGCAACACUACUGUCACGUGCGUACGAGGAUCCUUCUACCCGAUUUGCAGUUAUCUUAGGAACCGGAUUCAAUAUUGCCGCCCACCUGCCAAUUUCGACGCUCGCCGCGCCCAAGUACAAAGGCUACCCGCGCAAGUGGUUAGAUCAGGCCGAGCAUGUGCUCGUCAACACCGAAUUGAGCAUGUUCGGAAAAAAUGUAUUUCCUACCACACGGUGGGAUGAUCAACUCAACGCCACCCAUGUGCGUCCAGACUUCCAACCUUUCGAGCAACUCAUCAGCGGGCGGUACCUUGGUGAGAUUGUCCGAUUGGUGCUUGUAGAGGCUGUGCGUACCGCUGGGUUGUUCAGUGGUGAACUCCCAGAGAAGCUAUCUGAAGCAUACUCCCUGGACACAGGAACACUCGCUGCCAUGGAGAUGGAUGAGUCGAAAGGCUUCUCCAAGGCCAUCGCCCUAUUCCAGUCUCGGCACCCACUCAGCAAGCCGCCAUCCUACCGUGACAUCUACUUUGUCCGCCAAGUAGCCCAGCUGGUCUCGCACCGUGCAGCUGCGUACCUAGCCGCUGGAAUCCACUCCUUGUGGAAGCUUCGAACCACCUCCGAAGGCUUAAGUCCUUCGACGGUUGGAAGGAUAGCUAUUGGCUGCAACGGCUCCGUCAUCGAGAAAUACCCCCUUUUCAGAGAACUGUGCCAGUCUCACCUGGACGAGCUCACUACUGCCUCGGGGGCCGAACCCCAUGCAAUAUCAUUAGAGAUCGCUGUCGAGUCGGCUAUCUUCGGUGCCGCAGUUGCUGCUUGCUGCCUCGACUAA
This is a messenger RNA of Aaosphaeria arxii CBS 175.79, 1488 nucleotides long. Its product is annotated as actin-like ATPase domain-containing protein. The coding region runs from base 1 to 1488 and encodes 495 amino acids. Lineage: Eukaryota; Fungi; Ascomycota; Dothideomycetes; Pleosporales. The transcript has 3 exons. Gene Ontology annotation, cellular component: mitochondrion; cytosol. The record is from RefSeq and is a predicted model, not a curated record. Gene Ontology annotation, biological process: glycolytic process; glucose 6-phosphate metabolic process; intracellular glucose homeostasis. Gene Ontology annotation, molecular function: glucokinase activity; mannokinase activity; ATP binding.